AAAGAAUGACAACAUACACCUUUCCAUUUAUUUCCACUGAUCUUCAACACAGGAGGAUUCUGGAUAUUCAGUCAGGCAAAAAAAAAUGGACUUUGUGAAAGACAUUGUGGGAGUUGUCAAAACAAUCUAUGAACUGGCUGAGAAAGUAAAGGCCAACCAAAGCCGCUGGUGUCGCAUUCGUGAAAGAGUAAAAGCCUUGGAGGAGCUGGUGGACUCAGCUGACAAAAACAUUCUCGAGAAUGAGCAAGUACAGAAAGCCCUGGAGGAGCUCUUACACGUUCUGAAGUCAGCCCAGGCGCAGAUUGGUAAUUACGCUAACGCAAGUUGCUUCAGGCAUGUGAUCAAGUCCAACAGCUAUGAAGAAGAAUUUGACACUUUAAAUAAACGCCUUUCUGAAGUCUUUGAGAGGCUCUCUCUAGCUCUGCAAUUAGACCAAAGAAGUAAAUUGUUCAAGGUUUUUGAGCUGGCCAACAGGCAGCAGGAAGAUGAAGAGGACCGGAAGAAAGACAUCAAGGAAUUGCAGAGACUUCUCAUUAACUACAAGGAGUCCCUGGAUGUGAUGCAAAAAGAUCUCGAGGAGAUAAAGACCAACGUCAUUCAUUCUGUGGAGUUGUUGAAAAACCCCAGACCUCCAAGACCAGAAGUCAGAAUGAUUAAACCAGAGGAACUGACGUAUAUCCCAGAUUAUCCCAAAACACCAUUCAUGAAAACACCCAGAGCAGAGAUCUACACAGGAAGAUUCAGUCACUUCCCAGUGGCCAUCAAGAGAUACACCGAAGCCUUGAACGCCAAACCAGAGCAGAUAAAGUCUGAAUUCUUCGCAGAGGUCGAUUCCUUGAAACAGUUCGAGUCCCCCAACAUCCUGCGAAUGUUUGGCAUAUGCAUCAAAAAUGAGGAGCGUCCAAACCCGGAAUACUACAUCAUCAUGGAGUACUGUGCACAAGGAACUCUUCAAAAUUUUCUGUUCUCAAGACAAGAAUUGCCCUGGGACAAGAAAGUUGGUAUGUGCCUGGAUGCAGCACAGGGUGUUUACCGCCUGCAUCAUGUUUCUGGCCAAGAAAGUAAGCUUCACAUGAACAUCACGAGUGAAAACUUCCUUGUGGAUGAGAACAACAAAGUCAAGCUGGGGGGUUUAGAACACUCCCAAACGGUGCAGUCACUGAAAAAACGAAAAGAGCAGGAACACAAUGACCAAAACUUCAGCUCUAUGUGCUACUCCGCUCCAGAGCUGCUCAUUAACAAAGACCACGAAUACGGCACAGAGUGUGACAUCUACAGUUUGGGAAUUGUGCUGUGGGAAAUUGCCACUUGGAAGAAACCAUUCCAAGAUUUCAAUGGUAACAAAAACACACUAUUUCAAAAAGUGUGGUUCAAAAAAUACCAACAGCCCCUUCCCCAACACUGCCCUGAAUCUCUGGAAAAGGUGAUCAGUGCUUGCAGGUCCUAUGAUCCCUUUCAAAGACUGUCUGCUGGAGCGUUGGUGGAUAAACUACAGCUCUGCUUGCUGGAGGUCCAGAAACUGUGAAGCCCCUCUACAAACUGCAUUCCGUGGGAAAUCCCAUUUUAUGAUGUUUCUGUGUUGCUGUGGUUUGCUUUUAUUUUUUUAUAAGUGCUCUUGCAGCUUUUCUGUGUGAGAUUUAAAUAGGUCACUAUAAUGACAGGAGAGUAAAUGGGACUAUAUUCUUCAUGAAAAUCUUCUACAGUAAUCUUCAAGGUGGACUUUGCUAGUAGCGGAUCGGAUCCGGGUUGAGAUGGUACCUUUCUCCGUGGAGUUUGGAUGUUUAAAGGGUUUUGACUGUCAUUUUUAGCUAGCUACAUGGUUUUAAAACAUGUACUGCCACUGCCCUCCAUUAGUAGUGUGCUUUAGCUUGGGUUUCUCCAUAGUGGCUGUGUGACAUUAGAGCAAAAACUCCCAGUGUAGCAUCCUUCUCCACAAUCUUUUAGCUUUUAUAGCGAGGUAUAGAACAUGCAUACUAAUGCAAGGAGUGAUCCUAUGGUGAUUGACACGGUUAAUGUAAGAAAAUGAAUGAUAUCCAGAUCCUAUUCUAUAAAACAUCCUGUCCCAACAGCUUUUCUGUCAAAGGGCAAAUGCUCUGGAACACAUCACAAGGUCAUCUGAAAAUUUUUUUACAUUUGUUUUAGGAAUUCUUAAAAAUGUUUGUUUGGGAUCCAAUGUGGGCUAAUGUUUGAUCUGAAGCGCUUGGUUUCUUCUACUGUGUGUUUUCUUUAUGAUGUCUCUGAUCCGGUUGUGGUACUCAUUCAUUAUCCAGAUCUGUUAAAAACAUUUUUUGUUAUCUUUAAGUUUAAGUCAAUA
Xiphophorus maculatus (southern platyfish) is the source of this 2314-nucleotide messenger RNA. Its product is annotated as mixed lineage kinase domain-like protein. Gene Ontology annotation, molecular function: ATP binding; protein kinase activity. Lineage: Eukaryota; Metazoa; Chordata; Actinopteri; Cyprinodontiformes; Poeciliidae. Bases 86 to 1525 code for a protein of 479 amino acids. The record is from RefSeq and is a predicted model, not a curated record. Gene Ontology annotation, biological process: cell surface receptor signaling pathway; protein phosphorylation. The transcript has 11 exons.